This is a messenger RNA of Helianthus annuus (common sunflower), 1663 nucleotides long. RefSeq lists its product as uncharacterized. Gene Ontology annotation, cellular component: nucleus. Gene Ontology annotation, biological process: DNA alkylation repair; regulation of DNA-templated transcription. Bases 74 to 1387 code for a protein of 437 amino acids. The record is from RefSeq and is a predicted model, not a curated record. Gene Ontology annotation, molecular function: RNA binding. The transcript has 14 exons. NCBI's taxonomy places the organism in Eukaryota, Viridiplantae, Streptophyta, Magnoliopsida, Asterales, Asteraceae.
GUCUAAAGUAGUGGCAGAUAGUAAUCCAUUCAACUGAAACCCAGUGGCGCCGUGACGGCUAAAAUACGCACUCAUGCUAGCAGUAUUCAGAGUAGAAGCUGCUCUGAAUUUCACAAUCGCUUAUCGGAUAUCGAAAUCAGUGCCCUACUUUCAGUGGCAGAAAGGCUACUCGUGCGCUAGUAAUAAGAUGGUUGGUGGAAACAAUAACACGAGGCCAAAAUGGAGGGGGGUCUCUGUGCAGGCUUGUUCAGCAGAAGUGACAGAUGUUGAUGUCAAUGUUGAGGUCAAAAGUCAAGUACAAGUCCAUGAUGGCCGUUUGGCUGAAUCAAGUAGUAGCAAGAUGGCGUCUUCUUCGACUGACAAACAUUCAAUCUCUUUGGAGGUAGGGUCUUCCUUGUUUCGCUUCAUCAAAGGAAAAUGGGGUUCUACGCAGGCGAAAAUUGAAGAAGAAACGGGGGCGAGACUAAUAUUUCCACCAUCAAGAAACGAUGAAUCAUUAAUCAUUGAAGGCACUUCUGAAAGCGUGGCUAAAGCUUCCGAAAGAAUACAACUCCUAAUUGAUGAGGUUGUCAAAAGCCCGGCUCUUGACUACUCUCACUUCGUAUCGCUUCCACUGGCUCUACAUCCACAAUUCAUCGACAAACUUAUCGGUUUUCAGAAUUCUAUACUAGGGAUAAACGAUGCAAACUCUAGUGAGGUUUUGGGUGGUAGUUCUAAUAACGACGGUACAAAUGAGGAUGCCACUAAGAUACCUCUCGUAAGUUACCCCCCUAAAUCCACAUCUACAUCCACCUCAAAGCCAAGGACUUCUACAUUAUCCGAACUGGGAAUAGAUAAAUCCAUCUUUAUUAAGCCACAGACAUUUCACUUAACUGUGCUCAUGCUGAAGUUGUGGAACAAGGAGAGAGUCAAUGCUGCUGCUAAGAUAUUCAAGGGAAUUGAAGCAGAUGUAAUGGAUGCAUUGGAUGGCCGACCUGUAUUUAUUAAACUUAAGGGGUUGGAGUGCAUGAAAGGUUCUUUUGCAAAGGCGCGUGUUCUCUAUGCACCUGUUGAAGUAGUAGGUGGCGAGGAUAGGCUUUUGGGUGCCUGCAAGAUCAUCACCGAUGCUUUUAUAAAAGGUGGACUUGUUCUUGAAAAAGACGCCAAAAAUACAUUGAAGUUGCAUGCGACAGUGAUGAAUGUAAGGCAAAGGAAAAGGAAAAAAGAUGACAGAAGAAAGUUUGACUGGUUUGAUGCGCGAGGCAUUAUGGAGCAAUAUGGUUCAGAAGAAUGGGGAGAAUAUGUUUUACCCGAACUUCAUCUUUCGCAAAGGUUUGUGUAUGACGAAAGUGGUUAUUACCAUUGUUGUGCUUCUUUUCCCCUCCCUAAAAACACGCAAGCCGAUUAGUUCGUUAUGUUGUUAGCUCUCUAGUUUCCUUGGGAGACGAAAGUGAUCAACGUCUGAAUUCGGAAAUCGGUUCUAGUGUUAAGAGGUUGCGGCGGAGUCUGAACGAUGAAUAGUUAGGACUGGUUGGUUUGUAAACUAAUAUAAAUGUCUGAAUUUUUGUAGUUGUUUUGUUUUGCCCCUCAAUUUGUUUGAUAAGUUGGAGUUUUUCUAUAUACAUAUGUGGAUUUGCGCAGUUAUAUACAUUUAUACUUGUUCCUAUGUAUUUAUAUUUAUAUA